Messenger RNA from Pomacea canaliculata, 10699 nucleotides. RefSeq names its product 5-hydroxytryptamine receptor 2C-like. Lineage: Eukaryota; Metazoa; Mollusca; Gastropoda; Architaenioglossa; Ampullariidae. The record is from RefSeq and is a predicted model, not a curated record. Gene Ontology annotation, biological process: adenylate cyclase-activating adrenergic receptor signaling pathway. Gene Ontology annotation, molecular function: G protein-coupled receptor activity; dopamine neurotransmitter receptor activity, coupled via Gi/Go. Gene Ontology annotation, cellular component: membrane.
AGAGAAGCGUGAACAUUGCACUCUACCUGUGUGUGGUCUUCGCCAUACAUUUUAUUUUUCAGGUGAGUGACCCUGUCUUGACCUGGGACAGGAAAUGCCAUCUCAAACGGUGCUAAUGGCAAAGACAGACAGAAGGUGGGUGGAGGGUGCGGCAAGACUCCAGACGAAGAUUAUCUGCUAACUGUCCUUUAACUAGCACACUUCAGUCUCAACUUACACGGUGGCAAACUGAGUUAUAUAUAUAUACACAAAUUAUUUUUUAUGACCAUGUUUGUGGGCCACAGAAAGAGGACAACACAAACCAAGGUAUAAACACAAGGAUAGUUCUACUGAAUUAAGCAGGCACAAUAACUCCUCUUCUUGCCUUUUGUCGGCGCCUGCGACUGAAAUGAAAUUGCUCCAACAUCUCCAAAACUUUUUUUUUCAUUUUCACCAACCGGAAGCGCCACGCCACCCAUGCUUUCUGCAGUAACCAAAAUCCUUCCCCAACCACAGCUUAUGGCGGUGAUAACCUGACCUCUGUGACCUCCGACAGGUGCUGCUUCCUUACACCCGAGAGUUCGUGACUGGCGCUUUUUUUGUUUGUUUGUUUUUUUAAUGAAGCGUGUGACGAUGGCACGUUUGCGCUGGGACUCACCUCAGCCGUGCUACCAGGCCUCGGCGACAUUGUGGUGAGAGGUAGUAACUAUGGACACGCAGCUUAUCUAUGGCUUCUUGAAGUACAAUCAAAUUUUUCUUUAAAAACUGGUAAAGAUGGUGGGAUGGUGUGCGUGUGUGUGUGUGGUGGUGGUGGUGUGUGGCAGGGGGAUGUUAGCGUGAUGCUCGUGACGGAUGUGUGACCUCUGACACCCAGGGUGUGGCCACAGAGCCAAAUCACGAGGGCUAGUCACAGGAUACGGGCGUCAACAAGACACGCUACUGUUAUGAUGCUACUUCGCGCACAACUGUUCUUCACCGCCAUCACCACCAACCACCACCACCACGAACACACCCCCACAGCGUUGUCUCAACAUCUUUCAGCCCGGUGAAGUACUUCUUGACCAGUUGUUUUGCUCCUGACAGCAAGAACCUAACACGAACCUGCACCAACAUUACUACAAACAAUAAAACACUGUGCCAUGCUGGAGGAGUCUCUGUUCUGGACCAGCUGAGACUGGAAGCCUUCUGCUCCAGCACUUUUCCUCCCGCAACCUCCUUUUCUUCCUCGCCAACUGGCGGUAACAAACGGCUGUGACCUUGCGUACUCUAAUCACUAGUAUCUGGCAUUUACGACGCCAAGGUAUCCAUCCUCGCGCCGAUGGUUCGCGAACAUGCACGUGUUGAUGCAUGCAUGCGUGUGUGUGUGUGGGUGAAAGCGCGCGGGUACACAGGUGCAGAUGUAUGCAUGGAUGGGGAAAUUCCCCGGGUGUCGUAAACAUGCCAGCGGACCAAGGAAUGAUGAUGUCACACUCCGAAUACCUGAACCAAGGUCGAAACCAAUCAACUUAACAGAGGGGAGCAGUUACAAUAAAACUCAACAGGCCGAGACCUAUCAAACUAACAUCAAGCAUCGAGACAGCAAUCAACAAUGGCAACAAUUACAAGUCAUAACAUCCCCCCCUCCUCCCAUUAUCCAAUGACAAUAACGGACACAUUUAGCUGGCUGCUCACAACAACAUCCCAACGCAAACCGUCCAUCACAUCAAACCGCUGAUUCCCACCAUCACCACCUGGCUGAAGUCAACUAAGAUCAAGUGGAAACUGAUAUUGCACUCGGCGAAAUGACGAGGAGAGGGGAGAUAAAAUCUGUGGAUAGGUGACGUGAAAAUAUGGCAACAAGUAGAGAAAAUAAUAAAACACACACAAACACACUAACAAACAUGCUGGAAGCAAGACGAGAUGCUGACUGCAGUAGCAGCAAGGUCAGUGCCAGGCGCCAGGUCAGGCCCCUAGUGUAGGGUUUCAGCGGAUGGCGCGGCAGCCCGCGCAAUACUUUCUUCCCCAGCAGCUGCCCCUCCGGGCGCAGUCUGCCAGCCCCAAGUGUCUGCCUCACCUGCAGACGAGCACCUUCCUCCUCCCCCUCCCCCCACUCCCCCUCCCGCCCUACCCUCACACCUGGCGCUAACUGCGACCUGCGUCUGUAUGACAGGCCACAGCAGGACGUGCCUCCUAGCGGAGUAGAACUUGUGUAGGUGCGCUCGUACAUCACCUACCGUUAGGACUGACAGGUGAACAAACGAUGGCCUCACUGGCCUUUAGUAGUUCUUGGAAAUGACAUAGUAGUGCAGCCCCCCAACGUUCCUUGCCUCCCUCCCUGGCAUUCUCAGACUUCGUAAGCUCUGCCUCCCCGACCCCCUGCCAGGCUUCUCCGGUUGCUGCCCCAGCUGUGGCAACUGCAGGACGGCUGCCAAGGGACUGCACCAAGGCCAAGCACGGGCAGACAACCCUACUGGCGGCGGUCGUGGGUGUCGGAGUGUGCAAACAAAUGGACUACAAACUGACCGAUCGUCAGUCUACAAAUCACUGCAGCAGCAGCAGCCAGCGAGCGGCGGAGGCAGUAGUGGCUCCCACAACUUCUGACUGAUCGCGUGAGAGCGCCGACGGCGGAGAUGGUCUUAUCGGCUACUCACAUCACCACCUGAGGUGGGCACGGAGCUGUGAGGGUUUGCUUUGUCUGUCUUCUUCAUUUACUUCCGCAAACUUCACUCCUCUCUUCCUCUCGCCCUCCCCCAUAUUCCACUAGUCAUCGUCUGGGUGCUGAAAACAUUAAAAAAAAAAAAAAUUCGGAAAUUUUCCAACCGAGAGCUUGAGAGUACUCGCGGGAUCAUGUUGUCAGAAUCUGAGAAGCAGGAAUGUUCCGGACAGGAGGCAAAAGAAAAGGUGUGUAAUUAUGUUCCCCGCUCCGCAGGUGCCUCUUCAGGUGUGUUUCUGGCGCGAGGGUGAUGCGAACAACCGCGGCCACCGCGCCGCCGAGGGCUGUACAAAUGAAGGCCAGGUGUGCUGCGAGAUUAGAGAAAAAUAGAAACUUCACUUUUGCAAGUCCGGACUGAAUUUUCCUGCAGGUUGUGUUCUGCGGGUGUCAGGAGUGAUCGGCAGCCCGCGGUGUCUGGGGGCCAAACCCUCCUCCGCCCAGCCCUCGCAAAAUGUGUUGGCUCCACGGCCUCUUGCGAUGUUCACUUUGCGUGGAAGACCAGCGGGUCCGGAGCUUACAGCGGAUGAAGACAAGAUUUCUGAAGAACACCGGUCGACCUACCUCUGCAACAUGUGUCUUGGAUUCUCAGCAUCAGUACCUAGUGAUGCGGAUGGGAUUAUGGGUCUCGUGUGUUGGUGAUGUGAUGUGUCGCAUGGUGUAAGGCAAUACUUCACCUGGAUUAUCUUCUGGUUACCUGCGGGUGCUUGCUGCCCCCUUUCAUUCCCGGUCUGAGGGACGCAGGGAGGUGUCAUCGCGCCUGACAGCAGCAAACAGCACGGAGGCGACACUGUCAGCUUGACUACUUAUGGCAUCACAGAGGAGGAGGCUGUGAAGGUGAUGUGCCAAGGGGAGCGAAAUGCGGGACGCCACCUGUCGCCUCCUGGAAGAACUCGAACCAAAGCGCUCUCGGCCACCCAUUGGAAGACUUCUUGUAGUUGUUCCUCCGGUCUUCCCCGUCACAGUUCACGGUACCGGCCGCAGCGCCCGUACCAAGCAGACCAUGACGGCGAGCGCCAGCGACACUGGGGCGGGGGUGCCGUCUAGUCACCUGCCACGCUCAACGUUCGCCGUCGGGAGAACAACAACAGCAGCAGCAGGUGAGAGCCAGCAUGGCCGUCAGCUUCGAUCUGCCGAGGGAGGAGCUGGACUUUAGCUGGGCCUGGGUCAACGACACUGGCUACAACCUGUCGGGCGGGGGCAACCUGACUGCCGGAGCAACAACAACGGCGCCGGAAGCCUUCAACUGGGGCAUCCUGGUGCUGGCGCCGCUGGUGGUGUUCGGCAUCGCCGGCAACACGCUGGUCAUCCUGGCCAUCUCGCUGGAGCGACGCCUGCAGAACGUCACCAACUACUUCCUGCUAUCGCUGGCCGUCACCGACCUCCUCGUCUCCCUCAUCGUCAUGCCCCUCAGCAUCAUGAACGAGUUCACAGGCAAGUGGCUGUUCGGCCUGAUCCUGUGCAACCUGUUCGUGACGGCGGACGUGUUGAUGUGCACCUCCUCCAUCCUGCACCUGUGCACCAUCUCGCUGGAGCGCUACAUCGGCAUCCGCUACCCGCUGUGGACCAAGAACAAGUCCAAGCGCACGGUUCUGCUCAAGAUCGUCCUGGUCUGGACGCUCGCUGUCGCCAUCACCUCGCCCAUCACCGUGCUGGGCCUGGUCAGCGAGGCCAACAUCUACCAAGACCAGCAAUGCUUGCUCAGCAACCAGCACUUCAUCCUCACCGGCUCCGUCGUCGCCUUCUUCAUCCCCCUGACCAUCAUGGUGGUCAUGUACGCGCUGACCGUCCGGAUGCUCAACCGCCAGGCCCGCAUGUGCACGGCGGACGAGCCAGGAGGCGAAGGCCAGCCCAUGAUCCGCCGCUCCACUAGUCGCCGCCACUGGCAACGGCAAAGCCGCCGCGGCGAGAAUGCGACGGGAGGGUCGCUGACAACGCACCGAUCGCAAGAGCCACUCAGUGCCACCAGCUCCUACCCGCUGGGUCCAAGCGGAAGCAGCAGUACCCGGUAUACCCAGCGCUACCAGCCGCUCAGCAAGCGCAACACCGUUCCGCUCUACCCCAAACGCAAGCCGCCGCGACUACCACCGCCUUCCUCCUCCUCGCCUUCGUCCUCGCCGCGUGGCAUGAAUGGCACCGCGGGGGAGUACGAGCUGUGCAACGGGUCCAGCAGCGAGACUCCCUCUAGCAACAGCCCCGACCGCGGUGGUGGCGGAUGCUGGCGGCUGGGAAGCGGCAAGUUACAGCAGAAGAACAGCGUCAACGGUCGAGAGCCAAAGCGCCUGCGCGAGCUGGUGCGCAAGCAUCACGUGGCCGUGAAGGCGGCCAACAUCCUGCUGAUGCGCAAGGAUCUGGUCCGCAAGGAUAACAGCGCGGUGCAGACGGAGCAGAAGGCCUCCAAGGUACUAGGCGUCGUCUUCAUGAUCUUCGUGGUGUGCUGGGCGCCAUUCUUCGUGAUGAACGUCCUGCGGGUCCUGUGUCCGGCCUGCGCCUUCUCGCCCACCCUCUUCACCUUCUUCGUGUGGCUGGGCUACGCCUCUAGCACCCUCAACCCCAUCAUCUACACCGUGUUCAACAAGAUCUUCAAGCUCACUUUCCUCAAGCUGCUGUGCUGCCGUUACGGCCAUCUGCACCGCGGCCGUCGUCGCAGCGGCGCCGGUCCUUCCACGUCACGGGGACGAGCAAGCCACGGCACCUCCUCCACCGGCCUCAUUACCUGUAACUCUUUCUGCGGCCAUGGCGGUAGCAACAGCAUGGAGGAGUCCAUGUGCUGACGUCACGUCCGGCUGAUCGGCGCGAUCUUGCCGUUAAAAACCCAAAAACCAAAACCGUGAACGUUAACCCUCAGGAGAGGAUGUUUCGGGUCCAAGUGAGGGGGACUCCUACUUCACGUCUGUGAGGGAUGGGGAAAGGAGGAGGACAGAAGAUAUACAGUGUCUUGUGGUGUCGAUGUGUGAAGUGUAACCACCUCUCCUUGCUCUUACUUCGCGCCGACUGUGGACUACUUCAGGUCAGCGGCCCGCUGUGAAAAAAGUGUUAAAUAUCACAGUCAUUCCCUAACCUCUUCCCCCCAAACGACCCCACUUCAUCCCAGGUUUGUCCAAGGCGUGACCUUCGAUAUUCCGACAGUGUCCAUCGGCAAUCAAUAGCCGACACAGCAACUUGCAUCCUCUGUGGGCCAAAAGAAGAGGACGGAUUGGUCAGACAGUGUCACAUGCUGCGACACAUUAUGCAAGAGGGAAGCGCGUGCGCGAGACUGUGGACGUCCCGACAGGGAUGUGGAUGUGCUAGGUGUGAGUCACUACUGCUGUGCAAUCGUAGACUGCUGGUCUUUCUCAUGUCUGUGAUGUUUUCGGAAGAGGGUUUUCCGUUUUUCUUGCCUAUUUUUUUUUUUCGAGCAAAGGUUUUUAGUGACAAGCUUCUUCUGUCGCUGUAGGUUCGACCAUCAACACAGGCUCGGUUGGGCCAAACUCUCAAUCUGUGCUCGCUCAUUUUUGUUUAGUCCACAAAUCGCACGGAACUCUAAAAAUGCCAAAAGUAGAUGAGAAGCGGGGGUUGUGGGUUGGGGGAGAGGGAGGAACAAGGGAGGGUGGAGUUAUUUUCCAGACGGAGAAUGUAUACACGUUACUUCCGACAUGUUACGUUGAUAUUACACACAGUGUCACGUGGUUGACGUACUGCAAAUCACAAUCUAAGCGAAUGAUUGGCAUGAACUCUAUUUUUUUCCCCAUAAUUUUGCGGGACAUUGGCCAAGCUGAACAGCUUUAACACUAUUUGUUUGUCAUACAGAGCAGGGUUAACAACAUUGCCUCCCAGACUUCUACCCAGCACUUCAACAAAAUAUUUAAAAAAAAUCCAGACUCACUCCUUUCUAUCUCUCACAGACACACUGUCUCUCUCUCUCACACACACACACCCAACAUCAUAAGACAGCCUGUCAAGAACUUGUCCUUGUAAUGGAGUUUCCUGUUUUUGAUUGGAAGAGACACAGCGCGAAAAUGAAAUGACAUCAUCUCAUUUAUUAUUUUUUUUUUCAAAAAAAAACAAAACAAACCCCAUCCCUUGAAAAUGUGGGGAGUGGGUAGCAGAGGUUUAAAUUUAGAGGCACUGUGAGGAAUACUAAGUGCCAGCAGACGACUUUAUGAAAUUUUGUAAGACUGUAAAAAAGAUUGUAGUGGCGGGUAGAGGCUUAAAUUUGGAGACGCUGUGGAGAGUUCUUAAGACCCAGCAAACGGCUUUUUUUUUUUUUUUGAAGAUUUCUUUUGAAUUGUGCAAUGUCUUAGGAUUACCCAGUGGCGAAAUGAAUAAGCGAUGCAAUCAGUAGUGCUGCUGCUGAAGUAGGCUGAACAAAAUGACACUGCACAAAAGAAUAGUCUCACUGUCAUCCUACUUUCCUUUUGUAAUGAAAUAGAGUUGCCGAGUUUUUCACCAAGGCUGUUAUUUGGACCGAUGAACCGCUCCAGAAGUUACAAACUGUUACAGACAUGCAGACUGUAUCUGUGCUGCAGCCAAUAUAGUUGUAGAUGUCAGGACAGUUCUGGGGCUAAGCUUUAUAAUUCAGCAGAGUACACACUGGGGGCAGGACAAUAUUAUACUAAACAUUGUUGUUUACUCGCGCAGCACCACAACCACAACAGGUUGCGCUGUGUUGACCAACAAUAAUGCAAGGAAAUCACAUUGAAAACGCUAGCGGACAAUACAUAAUGUAUAUAAAACACUCAGCCACCGGCUAAAGAAUACACCGGUAAUAAAACAGAAAAUCAAGUAACCAAAUAUACUUGAAUAAUGAAGUAUAAUGUAAAAUGAAUUGUAUUGAUGCAUAAUAUUAGCAACAUGACAAGCAAUCAUAGUAUUUUUUUAAACAAAUAGUUGUCAUAAGCAAUUAAAUUCUGUAAUUCAGUGUCACGAAAGUGGUGUGGACACGACUUCCACUGUUUAGACGGAGAACAUGGAUGCGUGGAUGAUGAGAUGGACAGAGCGAAAGUUUCUAGUCAGAGUGUGGACAGAGAGGUCAGUAAACAAUCCGUAGGGAACUGAAAGCUUACAGUCCUUUCUUGUUUUAACUGCUAGCCAGUCAACAGCAUGCAGAAUAAUAAACUGUGGCCAAAACGGUGCGUCUGUCUGUCUGCACAAUUUUUCUUCGAGCGACAGCCAACCCCAGGGUGGAUUGGCAUUCCCCACCGAGUUAGGUGACGAGCGCGCAUCCACCUCAUACUUCACACUAACACUAACACUAACUAAAGUCUAACUCACCACAAACUUACAGAUUACACUUCUCGAUCUAACAAACUAAUUACUACUAACAAUAAAUAAAUAUACCAAACAAACAAGACAAAAAAAUUAUAUUUAAAAACUGAUGUCAUUGAUGAGAAUCGAACUCAGACAUUAACGCAACUGAUUUUGUCCUACAGCAGCUACAUUAAUCAUAGUUAUCGGUAUGUUGCCUAACUCGGGUAGGAAAAGAAAGUGGCUGGUUGUGGAGCAUGUGAGGUCCCCCCUUGUCCGGCUCGGGAGGGAUGUGAAGCCAGUGGCAGGGUGACACGAGGCCAGCCGAUGGAGGAGGAGGGAGAUGUGGCGGCCGCCCGUUGUGAAUUAUUAACCAGCGGCGCAUGCCAACGGCUUACGUGGGAACACGUUGGUCGUGACAGGAGCAGGAGGAUCAAUAGCCCACGACGCCGCCAGCUUGAGUUGGGGGAAAUGCUAGGCUGACCAGGGGUUUGUCCUACCGCCACCUGUGUGUGUGUCAACACACUUAUAGAAGCUAAACACAAUCAAACAUUAAAUUAAGCUCAACGAAGUUAGCAUAACAGCUGAUUUGCUACAAAAAAGCGUUGCUAAUUUUUUAAAUUAAUUUUUGUGAAAAACACACCUGGUUCGACCGAGAUUCGAACCUGCGACUACAAGAACACAACUAGUUACAGAGGCAUGUACUAAUUAAAAGUUUACCCCAUCAGCGAAGAAUGUCCAAACCCCCGGAACAAAAAUAUUUGAAAAUUUCUAUUUUGAAAAUUAUUUCUGUUAUAGAAUCAAACUUUUGUGUAUACAAAUAACUUUGCCUCCGGGUUAGCCGUUAACGUGACUGGAACACCGAAACGUUGCUGGCCGCGUGAAUCAGGUAACCUCGGUGUCACGUGGUUGACGAGCGUUGGCCGCAGAGAGCCGGCGAUGAAUCAGGAUGGCAGGACACCGCCGCGCCUCCAGCAAGCAUCAGUCUCCCUCUCCACUUCACGGAUUAUGUGGCACGCUGAUUGGGUGGACCUCUUGGAAAUCUCUCUCUCUGUGUCUGCAUGACGUCACUUCCGUCGCAUUACAGCCCGACUCACGCCACAGACCGCUUUGUAAAGAUUUUGCUCGUCUGGGGGGGGGGGUGGGAAAAGAGCAACACCAUGUCAUUAACCGCUUUUUGGCUGACAUCCGAAACGUUCCAUCUCUCAGUUGUGUGUGUGUGAGGGUGAGAGAGAGAGAACACAAGUCACGUGUCUCUCACUCACACAUCAGACGAUGCCAUGGCUCAUGUUUUCCACAGUCAGUGUCUGGCGAGAUUAGUAAAACAAACAAUUACUCUUCUCUCCCCCUCCCACCACAUCCACAUCGAUCAGCCUCCAAACAAAAUCUGACAAUGGUCUCGCCUUUGUAAGACUCAUCGGAAAACCAUCUGUACCAUCGUUACAUUUUUAUUUUCAAAAACCACUCUGCACUUCUAUUCGUCCACAUCAUCGAUUUUAUAUUAACUCGUAGAUUUGACGAUGACUAGCGCUGAAAGCUUUCAUGGCUACGUCAGCUCUGUGUGUGUGUCUGUUUGUUUGUCUGCCCACACGUGCAACUGUGAUGCAUAGCAAUUCUACUGAAAGGCAGCGACAGAAACGCGAGGUCAAAGGGCAGAGUGAUGAUGGGUCAAGACGGACUCAACGUUUCGUCACAAAACUGAUUUUCAGCGUGUCUGUUUACGUGGAUCAAACAUCCAUCAUGCCCGGCAACGUGAUCCUAUCAACGUAAAUAAUAAUAAAAAAAUAAAUUGAAUGAUGGGAAAAAAGCUCGGACGAAAAGGCAACCGUUGCCCACGCACAAUCGUCCUCCAUCUCAGGUGUUUGUAAGGGGGCUCUGUGCAUCUUGUCGUUGAGACAAACAUGAUUGUUGACGAUGUGUCCUGAGGUACUGGCCGUGUUGUGUUGCUCCUUGCUUUGCUGCUGAUCGCCAUUCGUCAGUCAGGGAAGUCAUUUUACGCCUUGUCCCAGGCGCACCGAGAACGUGGCUUUCGCGAGCCUCUGGUGGCCGAAAAAAGCCAGCUGCCAGAGAAAUAAACCCCCGGCGUCAACUAUUUCGCAAUGCUUUCUAGUCCACAGAUGCCAGUAAAGUUUACAUUUAGUGCAGCUUUGGUGUUUGGUUAAUGAGUCAUGAAAGCGCCAGCAAGAAAGAACGAGAGAGAGAGAAAAUGGAAACAAAAGAACGCACAAAACAAAAACCCAGAACGGAUCAUUAAACCAAUAAAGAAACAAACAAACGGAGGGAGAGCUGGAAAAAGAAACGAGAUGAUCAUCAUCUCCACCUGGGGUCACUGUACAAGGGUGACGUCACACACUCGACAUGCGACACCUCCAAGAGUGACCUCAUCGCCGAGUUUCUGGCCGCCAUCGAUCAUCACCUCCUUCCGACUUUUCCGCGAGCCCACCCGCCCGCUAGCCCCGCUGCCGUCCCCAUCCACCCCGCCACACCCCACCCCCACGUGCCCCGCGCGCCUUUCAUCUAUCUCCUAGUUAUGUUUGUCCCCGGUGGCCACGACUUGCCAUUGCAAACUAGCGCACUUUCUUCGCCCCAAAAUUAGGCAUUCAAACCUGCCCGGGUCCAGAAUAUGCAAAUUUGGCUUCCCCCAGUCUGCAGCGGGUGAGGGCAGCACCAGCCCCGUAUACUGCUCGCCGGCUUAUCAAGCCCACAACACACUCUUGUAAAAAUCAUCGGGCUACGACUCCCCAAGCAACCAAGAUCACAGGAAUAAAGUGGUGGGCGAGAAGAAACGAUUGCCAAAGGAGUGAG